Trichoderma virens Gv29-8 is the source of this 1902-nucleotide messenger RNA. RefSeq lists its product as uncharacterized. Gene Ontology annotation, biological process: mitochondrial gene expression; mRNA stabilization; mitochondrial proton-transporting ATP synthase complex assembly. Bases 1 to 1902 code for a protein of 633 amino acids. Gene Ontology annotation, cellular component: mitochondrion. Lineage: Eukaryota; Fungi; Ascomycota; Sordariomycetes; Hypocreales; Hypocreaceae. The record is from RefSeq and is a predicted model, not a curated record. The transcript is spliced from 2 exons.
AUGAUUUCUCGCCCGGUGGCUGCGACUCUUGGGUGCUGCGGAUGCCGAGGUGCGAUUCUGAGGGCCGUUGCGUCCAGGCCACUGGCGGGCAUUGGACAAUCGGCGUCGCGGGGAAUACGGCCGGUUGCCAGCUCGGGCCUACGAAGUUUUCCGCCAAGCCAGCAGUAUGGAACUGUUGCGCAAAAAGACGCAGAGGCAAAGCCGGGGAUUGAGCAACGAAAAGACGAGGAUGAGAUUGAGAUUGAGGAUGAGAUUCUCGACAGCGACGAGCCCGCGGAUUCACCAUGGUUUCUCGAUGUUGAACCGCCACGACAUGCGCCGCUGCAGCAUAUUGCGUCGCUACCCAAAGUACCCGAAGAUGCGCCUUAUCUCCUCGAGCCGAUGAUGAAAUACAUAUACGAAGACAUGGGCCUGGAUGAGCUGUCCAUGUUGGAUCUCCGCGACCUGGAUCCACCGGCGGCACUCGGUCCCAACCUCAUCAUGAUUUUCGGAACGGCGCGAAGUGAGAGGCACUUGCACAUUUCCGCAGGUCGCUUUGUACGAUGGCUGCGACGAAACCACCAAGUUGGUGCUCGAGCGGAUGGGCUAAUUGGGCCGGGAGAACUCAAGACGAAGCUGCGCAGACUGAGGAAGAAGGCGAAGAUGCUGGGGAGCAACACUAUGAUUUUGCCUGGUUCAGAUAAUGGAAUUUCGACAGGCUGGGUCUGCGUCAAUUUCACGGCGCAUAACAGCGGAGCGCAAGAAGCUUCCAGCUACGAUGAAAGCGGCCGGUUUUCAGGGUUCGGCACUCCCCUGACGGGAACUACUGUUGUUGUGCAAUGCAUGACGGAAUCGAGGCGAAACGAGCUUGAUUUGGAAACCCUCUGGAGAGGCAUCCUCAAACGAAACCUUGAAGAGAUGCAAAAAGUGAAGGGAAAGGUGGCGCUGAAUCCAUCUGAGCUGGAAUCUCUAGUCACAUCAAAAAUCCAGAUGCCUGACAGCCCUUCUGCUCAUCAGUGGCAAGCCCUUAAACUGGCUUCUCAACAGCAGCGCCACUUUUCGACCAUGGCUCGACGCCUUCAGGCUCGUACUCAGAGUAUAACAGAAGAUCAGUCGGAUAGUCCUUCGUUUGAUCUGAGUGCGCUGCGGCGGCAUAUCCAUGAUUUCCAAGUGGCCGGAACCGCCGUGAGCCGCGAGACUUUACAAAGCCUCAUCUCCGCAGUAUUUCGGGCUGAGGUAACGGAGGAAAACACUGCAUCAGAACGACUUGCUCUGGUUGAUCAGCUCAAUCUCGUGGCGGAGGAGCGUGGACUGCCCAUCAUGUCCAAAGACUGGCUAAUCACCCUCAUUGAAUCCAUCGUCAUGUCCCCAGCAUAUGGGCCAGAGCUACAGCGUGCACAGAAGAAUGUGGAAUUUCUUCUCUCCACCAAACAGAAGUCUGCGUUGAAAACUAGCGAAGUCCUGCGACUCAUGGCGGCAUAUGCGCACCGGUCAGACUGGGAGAAGUUUUGGGACGCUUUUCGCUCGCCGGCUCGGUUUCAGUUGCCUCGGUCGCCAGAGCUGUAUGAGUUUGCAUAUCGCGUCAUGGCAGCUACUGGAGAUCGGAAGCUAUGCACCGAUGCUCUGCGUUGGGUGUAUCCCGAGAUGCUCAAGGAGGAGCCCAAGAUAUGGCCUGUUGGGUCAAUGUAUGUGUCCUUGAAGGCAUGUAUCCUGGUUGCCGAUCCUGCUGCUGAGGGUCUGUUGCAUCAUCCUCCGCCUCAAGAUUCGCUGGACCUAUUUGGCCAGCGGCAAUUGGUGCACAGGGAAUUUUUGCGUGUGCUAAGGGAAGUUGAAAAUCUGCGACAUCAUCAUGCUGGAGAACAGGCAAGAGAACAGAGGGCACAGACACUUCGCAAGUUAUCGGGACAGAUGCCGUCCAAUUAA